This is a messenger RNA of Clupea harengus (Atlantic herring), 1437 nucleotides long. RefSeq names its product SWI/SNF-related matrix-associated actin-dependent regulator of chromatin subfamily D member 1 (gene smarcd1). The record is from RefSeq and is a predicted model, not a curated record. The transcript has 10 exons. The coding region runs from base 56 to 1351 and encodes 431 amino acids. Lineage: Eukaryota; Metazoa; Chordata; Actinopteri; Clupeiformes; Clupeidae.
CUUGCUGCACUUUAAUUCUCGCGAUAGUUGCGCUUAUCCUCUUCUAGUGGAGAAGAUGGCGAACCGUGGUGGUUUUCAGACAGCCGUAGCUGGAGGUGGUAGCGGCGGAAUGGGGCCUGGCCCUCCUGUAGGCGGUGGACCUCCGGGUAUGGGGCCAGGAACACCUUCGGGUAGGAUGGGACCUUCACCAGGCGCCCAAAAUCAUCUUUAUCGUUCUCCGAUGCCUGGACCUGGAUACCCGAGACCUGGUGGUAUGCCUCCCUCUAAUCGGAUGACCCCCCAGGGCCCCUCAAUGGGCCCUCCAGGGUACGGUAACAACCCUGUGUCCCGCCCUGGCAUGCCCAUCAUGGACCCGUCCCGGAAGAGGCCUGCUCCACAGCAGAUCCAACAGGUCCAGCAGCAGAACCGCAACCAGCAUGCAAAAAAGAAGAAAAUGGCUGACAAGAUUCUACCUCAGAGGAUUAGAGAACUAGUCCCCGAGUCCCAAGCCUACAUGGACCUGCUGGCCUUUGAGAGGAAGCUCGAUCAGACCAUCAUGCGCAAGAGACUGGACAUCCAGGAGGCUCUGAAACGACCCAUCAAGCAAAAGAGGAAGCUGCGCAUCUUUAUCUCAAACACCUUCAACCCUGCCAAACCUGAUGCUGAGGAUGGGGAGGGCACUGUUGCAUCAUGGGAGCUCCGUGUUGAGGGUCGCCUGCUAGAGGAUCAGGCCGUGUCUAAGUAUGAGGCCACCAAGCAGAAGAGAAAGUUCUCUUCCUUCUUCAAGUCCCUGGUCAUCGAGUUGGACAAGGACCUCUAUGGACCAGAUAAUCAUUUGGUCGAGUGGCACAGGACCCCCACCACUCAGGAGACCGAUGGGUUCCAGGUGAAGAGGCCCGGUGAUGUGGGGGUACGCUGCACCGUCCUGCUCAUGCUCGACUACCAGCCCCCCCAGUUUAAGCUGGACCCGCGGCUGGCCAGGCUGCUGGGGAUACACACCCAGACCCGUCCGGUCAUCAUCCAGGCCCUCUGGCAGUACGUCAAGACCCACAAGCUCCAGGACCCGCACGAGCGCGAGUUCAUCAACUGUGACAAAUACCUCCAGCAGAUCUUUGAGACUGCAAGGAUGAAGUUCUCUGAGAUUCCUCAGCGUCUGCAUGCUCUGCUGAUGCCUCCAGAGCCAAUCAUCAUCAACCAUGUCAUAAGUGUGGACCCUAAUGAUCAGAAGAAGACAGCCUGCUACGACAUUGACGUAGAGGUGGACGACACCCUGAAGACCCAGAUGAACUCUUUCCUGCUGUCCACUGCGAGCCAGCAGGAGAUCGCAGGCCUUGACAACAAGGUGAGGACCACAGAAAUGGGGAAACGGUAGAAGAAGCAACACAAACUCCCACUGUGCCUUGUUCUGCGUCAAAUAAUUUCAGAAAACCAGGGCAGUCAAACCUUGGGCGCCUGAAU